Messenger RNA from Zingiber officinale, 2114 nucleotides. Its product is annotated as nucleolar and coiled-body phosphoprotein 1-like. The coding region runs from base 42 to 1889 and encodes 615 amino acids. The transcript is spliced from 7 exons. NCBI's taxonomy places the organism in Eukaryota, Viridiplantae, Streptophyta, Magnoliopsida, Zingiberales, Zingiberaceae. Gene Ontology annotation, molecular function: protein binding. The record is from RefSeq and is a predicted model, not a curated record.
UUUUAUAUCUUUCUCAUUAAACCCUAGAGAACUCCAUCUGCAUGCUCGCCUCCUCGCCUCAAGCGCCUUCCUCGAUCCGCUUCGUCCCUCGCCAAGUCAUGCUCCAACAAAACGGCGCCGCCAUGGUCAAAGUGGACGGAAAGGAGAGCCGGAAGGAGAAGAAGGAGAGGAAGAAACGCUCCUCGGAAACCAGCCAAUUAGAUGGGGCCAAUGUUGGUAGAAUGCCGCUCGAGGGACUGGGUCGAGAUGCUCUCCUUAGAUCGAUUGCCGCGUUCCUCGACAGUAAUGGCUUCUCCAAGACUCUCUCCGUAUUGCUGUCCGAAGCCCAGCUCGAGAUGGGUUGUUGGGAAUCAUCUUCUGUGAACUUAGAAGACCUAUUUGGCAAGUUAUUGGAUCCAAGUAAGUGUGAUACAGAAGCUAUCAUUAAUUGGCUGAGAGAUCAAGUGUCUAAAAAUCUAAGCAAUUUACAAGACGUGAUUACAAAUCAUUCCUCUGUAAAAACUGACAAGAACAAAAGAAAGAAAUCUCAUCAAGUUGAUGGCAAUGGAAUUGAAACACUUAAGUCUGAAACAGAGAAAGUAUUUGAUGAAGGUAGUAAGACUGUUGAGAAAUUGGCCAUUGAUUUUGUUCAGGGAGAACUUGAUGGGGUUAACAAAGUAGAGUCUGAAUUGAGAGGUUUAUCCGCUAACAAUGCUGAAAUUUCUGAAGAACAUGUUCAUGAAUCCAAUGAACAGUACAAAGUGAAAAAGAAGAAACGAAAAGAGGCGUCUAAAAUCUGUGAUGAGAAAUUGGCCAUUGAGGGGAAAAUCAAUGAGGGAAAAAAAGUAGAUUCUGAACUGGAAAAUUUAUCACCUAAAAAUUCUGAUAUUCCUGAAAAACACCAUGAAUCCAAUGAACAGCGCAAAGUGAAAAAGAAGAAGCAUAAGGAGGUGCUGGAAGUAUGUGAUGAAUUACCAAGGGACAUUGGAAAUCACAAUGAGAUAGUUAAAGCUAAAAAAGACAAACUUGUGGCCUGUGAAGACAAUUCCGUCGCGUCAAAUGUAAAGGAGAAAACUGAAAAGUGGAAAGCCAGAAAAGUUAAAGGUACAGAUCCUGCUACCUUGGAUCCCUUGGAUGACAAUGUUUCUACACAUAAAAUUAAGAAAAAGAAGCAGAAAUCGCCUUCUGAUGUGUCCAAACUGAUAUCUGGUGAGGCAGCAGAAAAAAAAUCUGCUGAUAAAGUGAAAGAUGUUGAAAUUAAUACAUCUGAUUUUGGAUAUCAAAAUGUUCUUGUGUCUGAGGAUACAGAAGUUACAAAGGAAGUUUCUAAGAAAAGAAAAUUGUUGGACUCUGAAAAGAAUGAUGGUGAGAUUGUUAGUAAGAAAUCAAAAGUUGACUCCAAGGUCAAUGCGGAAAAAGUAGAAACAGGGAAAAUUGUGGAAUCUGACAGGUCUACUGUGGAUAUUAAUACCCCAGUUCCUAAGAGGAAUGCAAAAGAAAACAAGGAUACUACUGAGAAUGCUGGUGAGCAACUUCAGCACUCUGCUAAGAGCAUGGAAAAUGGUAGCUUGCACAAUUCAAAGAAUGAAGUGGUAGGGCAGCAGCUGGAGAAUGGAAGCCUUGGUAAAAAGGGAGGACGUUCAGUGGAGCUAAAAAGUAAUACUCCAUUUCAGAGGGUAAAAGUGGAUGAUGCUAAAUUUGUUGACGAGAGACUCAAAGACAAUUCUUACUGGGCCAAGGAUGGUGCUGACAGUGGAUAUGGUGCAAAGGCUCAGGAAGUUCUUGGUCAAGUUAAAGGAAGGAACUUCAGGCAUGAAAAAACCAAGAAAAAACGUGGAUCAUACAGAGGAGGACAGAUUGAUCUGCAGUCACACUCAGUAAAGUUCACUUACUCAGAUGACGACGAGUGAUUGGCUAGUAGCCAAACAAUAAUAGUUCCAUAUUUUCUCCAACUUGGAUAUGUUUACCAUUAUCAAGUAUAAGAGUAAAGUUUAGAGAAAAUGUGCUUCAAUAUCCUGUAGCCCGGAAAAUCAACCUGAUAGUACGUUCAAUUUUGCCAAAUUAUUUGAGAAUCUCAUAUUCUUAGCUUUGGAACUGUUCUUGGUUUAUGAUUCUUCAUGCUUUGCAUUUGUGGA